AUGUUCCAGCCCCGUCCGGACGAAUCAUUUCACUUGCGCCUCCACAGGGCGCGAUCUGUUGUGUUAACGACACAAGAACUUGUUGAAAUCAGAGCCGCACAGCGCACCUUUGAAGGCGCAUAUGUUCGUACAGCUCUCGGCCAAUUCUCAUUCGCCCUUAUUAUCCUCAAGGUCUUUACCGAAGAGUUCUACGCCAUAGGCGCGCUGUUCGCUGUGUAUGGAGUCGCCGUUAUGCUGGUUGCCAUCUACCGUCGAUACGAGGGUCAGAACCAGUUCUUCACGUCAGAGACUGCUGAUGGUUCCUUGAAGAGAAAGUUCAGGACGAGGGAACAAAGGCAGUUUCCCGAAGAAGCUCUUGGAUGA
This is a messenger RNA of Fusarium poae, 363 nucleotides long. RefSeq lists its product as uncharacterized. The transcript has 4 exons. The coding region runs from base 1 to 363 and encodes 120 amino acids. The record is from RefSeq and is a predicted model, not a curated record. NCBI's taxonomy places the organism in Eukaryota, Fungi, Ascomycota, Sordariomycetes, Hypocreales, Nectriaceae.